This is a messenger RNA of Iphiclides podalirius (scarce swallowtail), 279 nucleotides long. The record is from the annotation of a GenBank genome assembly. Lineage: Eukaryota; Metazoa; Arthropoda; Insecta; Lepidoptera; Papilionidae.
AUGUUGGCAUCUGAGCCGUCUCGUCGAUGUACUGAGUUACACGAGACGGGGCGAGCUGUAGGCCCGACCACCUGUGGCAAUCGGCUACAAUUAUGCCUCGAAUUGGUUAUGAGAGCCACGCUAGAGGAACCAAACACCGAGACCACUGUCGCCGAGGCCGUCGCCGUAGCCGAUAACGGUGAGGAGAGUAGCAGUAGUAGUAAAUACGCACUUGCCCUAAAUAACACCUUAGCCAGGGAGACUACCUUCAGAAGUCACAAACAAUCGGCCAAUGUAGAU